Molecule: messenger RNA, 2133 nt
Organism: Geodia barretti
Lineage: Eukaryota; Metazoa; Porifera; Demospongiae; Tetractinellida; Geodiidae
Source: the annotation of a GenBank genome assembly
AUGAGCAGUCUAUCUCCUGAACCGGCUCCUGACGGCAAUCCAUUAGCCCGCGCUCGUGAGCUUCGUGACCAGCUCUGGUUCCACAACGAGCGUUACUACAACGACGACGCUCCCGUGAUCAGUGACGGCCAGUACGACGCGCUGAUGCAGGAACUCCGCGACCUGGAGGCCGAACACCCCGAGGUCCGUUCCGCCAGCUCUCCCACCCAGCUCAUCGGCGGCAGCGCGUCCGAUCGCUUCCCCCAGGUACAGCAUCCAAUUCCCAUGCUGAGCCUGGCCAACGCCUUCAGCCGGGACGACCUGGAGGCGUGGCACCGCCGCGUCACCGACCUCUUGGACGGCCAGACCUUCCGCAUGGUGGCCGAGCUCAAGAUCGACGGCCUGGCGGUGCGCCUCGUCUAUCGCGAAGGAGCAUUUGUCCUGGGAGCCACCCGCGGCAACGGGCAGACCGGGGAGGAUGUCUCCCGCAACCUGCGCGAGGUGGAGAGCAUCCCCCACGCGCUCCACGGCGAUUUCCCCGCCGAUCUGGAAGUACGAGGUGAGGUGUACCUGCCGCUGGACAGCUUCCAACGCAUGAACGAGGAGCGCGCCCGCAACGGCGAGCCGCUCUACGCCAACCCCCGUAACACCGGCGCCGGCACCAUCCGCCAGCUGGAUCCGGAGGUUACCCGCAGCCGCAACAUGCAGAUCUGGACCUACAGCUUCAACGACGCCGGCGAAGCGUCCAUGCCCGCCGGCCACUGGGCCGCCCUGGAACGGCUGCGCUCCUACGGCUUCCGUAUAAAUCCCGAGAACAGUGUCUUCAACACCGUGGACGAGGUUUGCGAGUUCUACGAUGAUAUGCUGGCCCGCCGACAUGACUGGAACUAUGAGGCCGACGGCGUCGUGGUCAAGGUCGACAGCCUCUCCCAGCAGAACUCCCUCGGCUUUGCCGGCCGUGAGCCCCGCUGGGCCAUCGCCUACAAGUUCCCCGCCGAGCGCGCGACCACCCACCUGUUGCACAUCGACAUCAACGUAGGGCGCACCGGCGUUCUUACCCCGCAAGCUAUCCUGAAGCCGGUGGUAGUCAGCGGGGCAACCGUACGGCACGCCUCGCUGCAUAACGAAGGAGACAUUCACCGCAAAGACAUUCGCAAGGGUGACGAGGUGGAGAUUGCCCGUGCCGGCGACGUAAUCCCCCAAAUCAUUGCCCCCGUUCUCUGGCCCUGGCGGAAAAACUUGCCAGAAUUUCAGAUGCCGGAGUACUGCCUAGAAUGCCGUACUCGCGUAAUCAGAAGCGAACGUACAAUCAAGGUUAGAGGCGAGGAAAAAACUAACAUCACGCACCGUUGCCCCAACUCAGCCUGCCCGGCGCAGUUUUUCGAGUCGCUGAAGCACUUCGCCAGCCGGGGCGCAAUGGAUAUUGAUGGAUUGGGCGAACAGUGGUGCCGCAUCCUGAUUGACCACAAGUUAGUCUUCGAUGUCUCGGAUUUGUACUCGCUGGCCAGGGAGCAGUUGACCAAGCUGGAGCGCAUGGGCGAUAAACUCGCCACCCGCAUCUUGACCAACAUCGAGGCCAGCAAGCAGCGUCCUCUGGCCCGCAUCCUCUUCGCCUUGGGUGUUUUUCAUGUUGGCGCGGAAGUUGCUGAACUGCUGACCGCCCGCUACGCCAGCAUCGAGGACAUCGCCGCUGCUAACGCUGAAGAACUCAAGCAAAUCGACGGUAUCGGCGAAGAGAUCGCAAAGAGCAUUGCAGAUUAUUUCGCAACGGAACGGAACCAGCAGACCAUCGCCGGCCUGAAGGCUGCCGGUGUUCAGCUCUGGCAGGAACUGGCGCACGUCGACGCGUCCGCGCAGCCGUGGAAGGGCCAGACCUUCGUCAUCACCGGCACCCUGACCUCCAUGACCCGCCGCGAGGCUGAGGGAAAGGUGAAAGCCCUGGGCGCGGCCACCUCGUCGUCGGUCAGCCGCAAGACCAACUGGGUCGUCGCCGGCGAGUCCGCCGGCACCAAGCUGGCUACCGCCGAACGCCUGGGCGUACCCGUUUUGGACGAGGAUGCGCUGGUGGCUCUCCUCGAAGACCCGUCCGCAAUCGGCGGUUUCCAGGUCGAGGGCGCGGAUGCUGCGGCUGAGCAAGGCGCCCUGGUGUUGUGA